Molecule: messenger RNA, 693 nt
Organism: Quercus robur (English oak)
Lineage: Eukaryota; Viridiplantae; Streptophyta; Magnoliopsida; Fagales; Fagaceae
Product: SNF1-related protein kinase regulatory subunit gamma-1-like
Exons: 3
Coding region: 1-480 (159 amino acids)
Source: RefSeq, a predicted model, not a curated record
AUGCCUAUGGUGAAAAGGGUCCAUGAGGAUGGACUGGUGUUCCAGGCAAUUAAGCUGAUGAGGAAAAAGGGGAUUGGAGGGAUUCCUGUUAUUGAAAAGGGUAGUAGCAAGGCAGUGGGUAAUAUAAGCUUAAGAGAUGUUCAGUUCUUGCUAACUGCUCCAGAAAUCUACCAUGAUUAUAGAUCUAUCACGGCAAAGAACUUCCUGACAGCCGUUAGAAGCUACUUAGAGAAAAAUCAUGAGAACUGCCCAUUAGUGACUGGCAUGAUCACAUGCAAAAGGGACCACACAAUGAAAGAAUUGAUUCAGCUUCUUGAUUCUGAGAAGAUUCACUGGAUAUAUGUAGUCGAUAAUGAUGGGAAUCUGGAGGGAGUUAUCACACUGAGAGACAUUAUCUCAAAGCUAGUACAUGAGCCCCGUGGCUACUUUGGCGAUUUCUUUGAUGGUGUUCUGCCACUGCCCCAAAACAGCAGGGUUUAACAUCAAGAAUAACAUCGAUUGACACCUUUUUUGCUAGUUUUGUUUUCUUGUAAUGAUCUCUCCUUGUCCUUUGGUUUCUUGUAGAUGGGUUGAUUAUGUUGAUUGUAACAUAGGCAAGCACUUGUAAUUAAUUUUACCCCAGUGUGACUGAGUUAACUUUUCUGUAUAUUUUUCCAGUGUUACAAUCUAAUAAAGAGAUCCCUUCUUCAUCUA